Molecule: messenger RNA, 2494 nt
Organism: Leptopilina heterotoma
Lineage: Eukaryota; Metazoa; Arthropoda; Insecta; Hymenoptera; Figitidae
Product: DNA ligase 1-like
Exons: 3
Coding region: 104-2371 (755 amino acids)
Molecular function (GO): metal ion binding
Source: RefSeq, a predicted model, not a curated record
AUAACCUUGAAAAUUUUUCUUUAAUAACUUCAAUUUGAGAAUUUUAUUAGUCUAUAACUUUGAGUUAUUAUAACAAGAAUGUAAUUUUUACAACUUAAAAAGAAUGGAGUCUUUGAAAAGUAACACAAAAAAUGAUAAAAUAAAAAUCAUCACAGAUUCGUUAAAGUCGAUUAAAUGGAAUCUUACCUGUCGAAUAUGUGAAAAAUUGUUUGUCGAGCCGGUCACCAUGAAUUGUGGACAUUCAUUUUGUAUAAAUUGCAUUGAAUCGUAUUUGGAAUUUAAAAGACGUUGCCCAACUUGUAAAUCUUUAAAUUUAAUUCGUGAUGGUGGAAAGAAAACUAUUCAUUUACAAAACUUAAUCCUUGGAUUUGAAAAAUUGGAAGAAAGUUGUCUGCUUGAUAUUAAAGAUAUUGAGGAGCGUGAAGAUAUUUCCACAGAAAGUGAGGAAGAAUUAGAGCAAGAAGAAGAAGAUCAAGAAAAUGAAGAAGAAGGAGAAACAGAGAUAGAGGAAGAAGAAACAGAAGAAGAGGAAGAUGAAGAAGAUACAGCGGAAAUAAAAUCGUAUAAAACAAAAAAAAGAUAUUUUCUAAGUUCUGGUUCAGAGACGACCACUGAACUUUUAACUCCAACACAAAGUACUUCGUCUCAUAAAUCGGAAUUGUAUAAAACAAAAAAAAGAUAUUUUCCAAGUUUCGGUUUAGAUGAAACUACUAAACUUUUAAAUUCGCUUUCAAAAACUUCAUCUCAAGUCGAAGGGGAAAAUGAAAAUUUGAUUUCGGACAAUAAUAAUGAAAUGAAAGUAUCUGCUGAAGAAAAUUGUGAAAAUAAAAAUACGAAAACUGUCUCGAUAAAUGAAAAACUAUCAGUCACAACCGAAGCAGAAUCGGAUGAAACAAAAAAAAGAUUUUUUCCAAGUUUCGGUUUACGUGAGACUACUGAACUUUUAAAUUUGCUAUCAAAAACUUCAUCUCAAGUCGAGGAGAAAAGUGAAAAUUUGAUUUCAGACAAUAAUAAUGAAACAAAAGUAUCUGCUGAAGAAAAUUGUGAGAAUGAAAGUACGAAAACUGCCUCGAUAAGUGAAAAACCAUCAGUCACAACGGAAGCAGAAUCGCAUAAAACAAAAAAAAGAUUUUUUUCAAGUUUCGGUUUGGAUGAGACUACUGAACUGUUAAAUUCGCUAUCAAAAACUUCAUCUCAAGUCGAGGAGAAAAGUGAAAAUUUGAUUUCGGACAAUAAUAAUGAAAUUAAAGUAUCUGCUGAAGAAAAUUGUGAAAAUGAAAAUACGAAAACUGCCUCGAUAUGUGAAAAACCAUCAGUCACAACGGAAGCAGAAUCGCAUAAAACAAAAAAAAGAUUUUUUCCCAGUUUCGGUUCUGAUAAGACCACACAACUUUUUGCUUCUAUGCCAAGUACUUCGUCUCAGGAACCGGAAUUGAAUAAAACAAAAAAAAGAUACUUUCCAAGUUUCGGUUUGGAUGAGACUACUGAACUUUUAAAUUCGCUAUCAAAAACUUCAUCUCAAGUCGAGGGGGAAAGUGAAAAUUUAAUUUCUGACAAAAAUAGUGAAAUCAAUGCAUCUGCUGUAGAGAAUUGUCAAUAUUCAAAUGCGGAAACUGAAUUGAUUUCUGAUUUUCAAUUUUCAAGUACAUCAAUGGAGAGGAAUAUGGAAAAAAUGAGAAAAUCAGAUGAAACGGAGGAGUGCUUUGACUUUAAUGCAAUUUUUGUGAAAGAAGAACAUUUCAGUAGCGAGGGGGGAGAUAGAUUUUUGCCGGGUCCGAGUGAAAGAGAAGGAUUUUCAGAUUAUUCAGUUGUGGACAAUGAGAACUUAAAUGAUUAUGAGACAAUCAAUUUGGAUAUGGAAACAAUAAAUUUAGUUACUGAAGCUAUAAAUUUGAAUUCUGAAAAUAAUAAUUUGGAAUCGGAACAAAAGAAAGAAGGUGGCAAUGAUAGUAAUUCAGAUUUCGAAGAAAAAAGUUUGCCUUCUGAAAAUGUUGGUGAUUUAGACCCAAUUAAUUCGGAUCCUGAAAUAGUAGAUUUAGUUACUGAAACUAUAAAUUUGAAUUCUGUAGCUAAUUUGAAUUCUCAAAAUAAUAAUUUAGAAUCUAAAGAAAGGGAAGAUGGGAACGACGGUGAAUCAGAAUUUGAAAAAGAAAUUUUGCCUUCUGAAAAUGUUGGUGAUUUAGAGCCAAUUAAUUCGAAUCCAGAUGAAACAAUAGAUUUAGUUACAGAAACUAUAGAUUUAGUUACAAGAGCUGUAAAUUUAAAUUCUCAUAAUAGUAAUUUUGAAAGUGAACAACAGGAAGAAAGUAGCGAUAGUGAGUCAGGUGUUGUGGUUAAAAUAAUUUUAAAUAUUAAAAAAUCGUCUCAUUAACGAGUUGAGAGUAAGAAAAGUAAUAUUAUUCGUCGCUCUAUAUUUAUAUUAUAAUAAUAGUUUUAUUUCUGUUUUGACAUUUUUAUUUUAUUUCAUUUUUUCUCAAGUUUAACUUGAGAAAUA